Sphenostylis stenocarpa is the source of this 444-nucleotide messenger RNA. The record is from the annotation of a GenBank genome assembly. Lineage: Eukaryota; Viridiplantae; Streptophyta; Magnoliopsida; Fabales; Fabaceae.
AUGUAUGCGAGGGAGGGGUGUCGCUAUCAUUCUCGUGAGGGUGUCACGUGGGGGUGGGUGAGGGACCCAGAGAGAGGGAGGAGGGGAGAGAGAGGGAAAAAAAGAAGAAAAAGGGGUGAGUGGGGGCAUGUGCUUUCCUUUCUCAACUCACCUGUCGUUUAUGGGUCAUUCAAAUCUGAAAGCGAUCCAAGAAGAGAGACACUUCUUUCACAUGACGUGCCUCACUCACGUGCCUCUCUUUCUUUGUCGUUUACCUACGCCAACAUGCAUGGACCCACUUCUGCUAGGACAAGUAGGUUGCAAAAGGCAGCUGCUUUGGUGGAGGCAACGUUUGUUUCAAUUGUAAAACAACACCCUCCUGAUGUUUUUAGUGCUUUCAUGAUUCGUUACGCUUUGCAUGAUGAGUAUUGUGCAUACUUGAAUGGAUACUUGAAGAAUCAGUAA